Molecule: messenger RNA, 2638 nt
Organism: Paramisgurnus dabryanus
Lineage: Eukaryota; Metazoa; Chordata; Actinopteri; Cypriniformes; Cobitidae
Gene: tmem117
Product: transmembrane protein 117
Biological process (GO): intrinsic apoptotic signaling pathway in response to endoplasmic reticulum stress
Source: RefSeq, a predicted model, not a curated record
AUAAAGAAAAAUAAACAAAACAAAACAAAAAAACCUUAUUUGACUAUCUGAUUUGGAGCGACAAGCACACGCACGCGCACAGAGAGAGAGAAAGCGGUGUAGUGAUGAUCCGGGUGUCUCCAUGUUUUGGUCCGGGUGUUAUAGUAACCGGUCGGGUUCUGAUGGUUCUGGUUCGGUUUGUGAGGAUCAGACAUUGAUGAAACAUUGAAUCUGAUAUCGUGAUGGGAUCUGAGUCACUGCACGACUGCCUACGUGGUCGAUGUCUGGGGUUUCUCAGACGGCUGGAAAUCGACGCCCGCUUUCGUUAUUACUUCCAGCACCCAUGGUCUCGUCUGGUCGUGGCCUACCUGGUCACCUUCUUCAACUUCCUAGUCUUUGCAGAGGACCCGGUGUCACACAGCCAGACAGAGGCGCACAUGAUCGUGGUGGGAAACUGCUUUUCCUUUGUAGUGAACAAAUAUCCCGGAGGAGGAUGGAAUGUCCUCAAAGUCCUCAUGUGGAUUCUUGCCAUCAUUACGGGCCUCGUCGCUGGAAAAUUCUUUUUUCAUCGACGCUUGUUUGGUCGUCUCCUGCGUCUAAAGAUGUUUCGUGAAGACCACGGCUCGUGGAUGACGAUGUUCUUCAGCACGAUUCUCUCGCUGUUCGUCUUCUCUCACAUCUACAAUCUCUUUCUGCUCAUGAACGGACGGAUGGGUGCCCAUAUGGUGACAGAAUACAUGGGGAUCAGGAAUGAGAGUUUUAUGAAGAUUGCUGCUGUGGGAACUUGGAUGGGUGAUUUUGUGACGGCGUGGAUGGUUACAGAUAUGAUGCUACAGGACACACAUUACCCUGACUGGGGCAGGACAGCGAGGCAUUACUGGAGGAAAGGCAAUAACAGGAUCGUAUUAUUCUGGACGGUUUUGAUCUCACUGACAUCUGUGGUGGUUUUAGUCAUCAGUACCGACUGGAUCAGAUGGGAUAAUCUGAACCGAGGGUUCCUGCCCAGUGAUGAGGUCUCCAGAGCGUUUUUGGCUUCAUUUAUUCUGGUCUUUGACCUUCUCAUCAUCAUGCAGGACUGGGAGUUUCCUCACUUCAUGGGCGAUUUAGACAUGAACCUUCCGGGCCUUUCCACCACCCAGCUGAAGAUCAAACUGCCGGUGUGCAAGCGGAUCUUUAAGGAGGAAUAUCACAUUCACAUCACAGGGAAAUGGUUUAAUUAUGGAAUCAUCUUUCUGGUCCUCAUCCUUGACCUCAACAUGUGGAAGAACCAGAUCUUCUAUAAGCCCUAUGAAUAUGGGCAGUACGUCGGUCCGGGUGAGAAGAUCUACACCGUCGAAGACCCAGACACCCUACGAGACUUCAACCGCAGCACGCUGACCUGGCAGUGGCGCUCCGAAAACACAGAUCCACGCACCAACCGGACAUACGUCCAGAGGGAUAUGUUCCUGCACAGCCGGUACGUGGGCGCCAGUCUGGACGUCAAAUGUCUGGCGUUCGUUCCGAGCCUGGCGGCGUUCGUUCUCUUCGGGUUCUUCAUCUGGCUAUUCGGCCGUUUCCAAGAAUGCGAGACUUUCCCAGAGAACCAGGACAAGACCUACGAGCGCAUCAAGAGAAAGUCACCGUCCGAUCUGGGAGUGACGCCAGAGGACGCUCACAUUACCAUGAGCGAGGCGUUAAAGAGGACGGGAACGCCCAUGCUUCUCUUGGUGGACACUCAUCACUUCGGCUCAUCGGAUAACUCCAUGUCACCGUGUUCGAAUGAAACCCAAGAGACUCAGCCUAAUGUAGCCGCAGACGGAUCUGCUCCUGAUGAUGUCAAAAAAUUAACCCUGUGACUGUAGCCAAUGUGUCGCAUGGUAGGUUUUUUGGUGUUCAUCCAAUUCUCCUCCAAACUAUGUUGUUGAUUGACUUUUGGGAUCUUUAUGAACUGCACUUAAACUAAUGAACAUUUCUAUAUUUUUAUACCAAGCUUUUCAAAGGUCCCAUAUGUGGCACCAAUAUUUUAAACUUUUCCACCUUCCUCAAAGAGGAUCCACGGUGCUGGACGUUUGCUGUUUGUCUUUCUAUGUAGAUAUUCUGGUGCCUAUAAUAUAUCAAACUGUACUGAGCGCUUGGCAUGACGUCAUGUACUGUUAUGUUACUCUUAAGUACUAAAGCUGUGCCUUCAAUAGAUAAACAUACUGCUUAUGGCCGCUACAGUAAGUUUCACAAAUGUAUGAACUGUGUGGGUGCGUAUAUAAGUGAAGAAACCUGUAAUUAACCAAUAUAAUGCAGAGAUGAUGAUGAUGAUGGUAUCAAUUGCCUGUGAAUCAGACUGAUACUGUGUUUAAAUCUUUUAGUGCAUAUAUAUAUAAAUAUAUAUGAACGAGCAUGAGAUGUUCAUCUGUUCAGCCAUUUCAAAAAUGUAUUUUAUAAGUUAUUCACUUAUUACUAUGAAUACAUACACUAAUGUCUCCAGUUAUCAGAUUGUGGAUGAUUUAUAUGCGUGUUUUUAUAUGCAUGUACUGAACUGAAUAGAAAUGAUUUGGGUUAUUCUGUAGCUACUGGAAAAUCAUGAAAUUAUUUCUUAAAGUUGUUUCUGUUUUCUCUUUUUAAAUCUUUAGUUGGUAAAUAUCAACCCAUCAUGUGUCUGAUAUCAAUAAAUAACUCCCGGUCUAAA